AGGCGGCAAGUACCCGAAACCCAUAUAAACCCCUCUUCAAUCCCAGAAAAUAUCUCGUGUUCUUACAAAUGAAAUACUUUCCUCACUCUCUCCCUGCUUAGAUCAAAAUGAAUAAAUCUCCAACUUCUGAAUUCGGAACAUUUUCAUCUCCGCCUUCGAUGUUUCUAGGACAAAAAGGAAGUACUCAUGGAGAGUGUUCUGGUUUUACUGAUUCUUCUUCUUCAACUCCACUGAUGGUUGAACCACUUACUGCUAUAAAACAAUUUUCUUUAGAAGAAAAUUCUAAUAGAGAGAAAUUUUCUGAGAGUAAUUUGAAGAUUAAGGGGGAAAAUACAAGAGUGGGUUCAAUACCUCAACCUUUAGAAUGUUUACAAGGUAAUCCUGUUCCUCCAUUUCUCUCGAAAACUUAUGAUUUAGUUGAUGAUCCGUCCUUGGAUAAGGUGAUUUCUUGGGGAUUGAAUGGUCAGAGUUUUGUGGUUUUGGACACGAUGGAAUUUUCCAAAGUUGUACUUCCGCGGAACUUUAAGCACAACAAUUUCUCCAGUUUUGUUCGGCAGCUAAAUACUUAUGGUUUUCGCAAAGUUGAAACUGAUCGCUGGGAAUUUGCAAAUGAAGAUUUUUUACGUGGGAGGAGGCACUUGUUGAAAAACAUCCACAGGCGCAAGUCUCUCCAAGGACAGCAAAUUGGGGGAUUCUCACAGUUCACUGGUGAAACAGGGAUAUCCAAAUUGGAUGGUGAGGUACAGCAGCUGAGAAAUGACAGGAAUUUCUUGAUACAGGAGCUCUCAAACCUGCACCGAGAGCAUCGAGGGAGAGCUGAACAGGUAGAGGCAAUGAAACAGCGGAUGACAGUGGCGGAACAGAGACAGAAGCAGAUGCUUUCAUUCUUGGCGAAAGUUCUACAGAACCCUGUAUUCUUGUCCCGUCUUCAGCUAAUGAAGAAGCAGAGAGAGAUUACUUCUCCAAGGAUGAAAAGAAAAUUCAUCAAGCAACAGUCAGCUGAUGGCUGUAAACUAGCUUCAUCUGUAGAAGGGAAGAUCGUGAACUAUGACUCAAAAUUGUGCCAUGUUGCUUCUUCAGCACUUUCAGAUAUAGAAGAACCUGUCACAGAUAAGCAUCUAACUGACAAUUUCUUAGACGAUAUGGUGGGGAAACUAGAGCUUGGUGCAACUCAUAAGCAAGUUCAGGUUUGGAACGUUGCCUCAAAUGAAUUAGUGCAAGAACUUGUGGGUGCUUCAGGUCAGAUGGGAAUGGAGAUACUGGAUGUAGGAUCUCUGGGAUGUCAGGGAGGCAAGGAAGUAUUAAACGGUCAACCUGAAGUUGUUGGGGAACCUUUUGUCUCCUUUGCGGAGGAUUUGGCGAAGGAGAAGACGUUUCCUGACUUUAUGUCGCCAGGAGUUGAAAGCAUCAUUAAAGAGGAGGACAUCUGGAGCAAGGGAUCCGAAAUCAGUUUUGGUCUGCCUACUUCUACCAGUGAUAUAUGGGGUGAUAUUGCCAACUUUGACCCUCAAGAUCUUCAAGUCAUAGGUGGAUUUUCAAAUCUGUGGGACCAGGAAUUCGAAGCUGCUGGAGGUUCAGGAAGUAAUAUGUGGGCCGAUGAUGAACUGUCUUUCAAUGACACUGAAAGCAGUCCAGACAACUAGAAUAUAAUAGCCAUUUAGGAUAGUAUAGUAUGGUUCAUAUUUAUUUUCCUGGUUGAAGGUUUUCUGACGUUUGAAUGAUUGACUAAAA
Messenger RNA from Papaver somniferum (opium poppy), 1731 nucleotides. Its product is annotated as heat stress transcription factor A-2b-like. Gene Ontology annotation, molecular function: DNA-binding transcription factor activity; RNA polymerase II cis-regulatory region sequence-specific DNA binding. The record is from RefSeq and is a predicted model, not a curated record. Gene Ontology annotation, cellular component: nucleus. Bases 108 to 1643 code for a protein of 511 amino acids. The transcript is spliced from 2 exons. Gene Ontology annotation, biological process: regulation of transcription by RNA polymerase II. NCBI's taxonomy places the organism in Eukaryota, Viridiplantae, Streptophyta, Magnoliopsida, Ranunculales, Papaveraceae.